This is a messenger RNA of Saitoella complicata NRRL Y-17804, 2369 nucleotides long. Its product is annotated as AAA-domain-containing protein. The transcript is spliced from 4 exons. Gene Ontology annotation, molecular function: ATP hydrolysis activity; ATP binding. Bases 96 to 2327 code for a protein of 743 amino acids. The record is from RefSeq and is a predicted model, not a curated record. Lineage: Eukaryota; Fungi; Ascomycota; Saitoellomycetes; Saitoellales; Saitoellaceae.
ACCAGCUGCUUCCAUCGAAAGAGGGACAGCAUACAUCCCCAGCAAUCCCCUAAUAUCAUUGACGAGCGACUCAGCUGGUCAUUGCCCUGCUCUUCAUGGCUCAUGUACCCCAAAAACUCCUCGACCUCGAGCAAUUGUACACGGAAGCAUUGUCGCUGGCGCAGCGCGGCAUUGAGUUGGAGAAACGCAACCUCCAUGAAGAUGCUCAAUCAGAGUUUGCGGCCGCAGUCGUGAUGAUUGAUAGUCAUCCCACGAUGGAGCGCUAUACGACGCGCAAAUCGGCGGACUCGACGAUGAACUUGUACGUUGAAUCGUUACGGCAAACACGCGAGAUGUGUCGGCGGCACCUGGAACUGAUUGUAUCGAGCUUGAAUCGCGGAACCGCUGGCGCACCGCAACAGCGUCCCCGAAGUCCUUUACCAGUUUACCCAGCCGACGACAGAUCACGGCCUCAGAUGCCUGGGCGUCAGGUUUCAGGGCAGUCUUUGGGAGAGCGCGCAGCGCAGUAUAGGCAGACAAGUCCGGACCGUGGACAGAGGAGAUUGAAGGCGACGAUGAGGGACGGAAGGGGUCCGGCGACAAGCAAGGCAUUUCCUUAUGUUGGCUCAGCUAAUCAAGCUGCAACACUUGCUUGGCAGGCAUUGGUUCCUCCAUUGCCAGCUACACCUCGAGGACUCGCUGCGCCGAACACCAACAGUCCGCUAUACUCUUCGCCGAUUGCUGCAACGUCGAGCCGGUCCGUUGCGACGACGCCAGCAGAGAAGGCACAAGUCCAGCGUACUGACUCUGGCAAUCCCAGUCCAGUCAACAAUCAGUACUUCUACACUCCAGACCAGAGGGGUCAGAAUCCGCGUGUAAUAUCUCCCACGCCUGCUCCGCGACCCAGGCCUGACCCACCCGCAAGUACGCAAACGAGCCCGGCAAACAUACCUACACUUCGACUCGUACAGGCGCAGGGCAAUGCGCUUGCACAUCAACAACUCCCACGCCCUCUGUCGCCUCAUAGUGAAGCAAAACUGGCUCUGGCAGCGUCUCAUGGACCUCCUGCUGGUGGUAGUUUGCGUCGCGUGGGCCACGUUCACAGUCCACCUAAACCACGGAAGCCGGACAACCUCUCGACAAGGACCGUCCCUACUGCACCACCCGCUGCGACAACUUCAGCUGCACCGCCCUACAGCCAGGUUUAUGUUACUGCACGAGCAAACCCGACACCUUCUGCAAGUCCUAGCACGUCUUCCAACACACCUCCUCGAACAGCUGGUGCAGCGCUUGCAGGUCUUGGUGUCCCGACAAACGGCACGCCUGCCCCUUCGUAUACAUCGUCGCCCGAUACACGCAACGGCGCUGCCGUACCAGGUACUGAAAAUACUGACGAGAUGUCUAAAGAAGAGAAGGUACUCAAGAGCCUAGUAGGGGUGGAUGAGAACAUUGCUAAGACAAUCAUGAAUGAGAUCGUGGUAAAAGGCGACCCUGUCCAGUGGGAGGACAUUGCAGGGCUCGAAGCGGCCAAGCGAGCAUUGAAAGAGACUGUCAUCUAUCCCUUCCUGCGUCCGGACUUGUUUAGUGGCUUGCGAGAGCCUGCACGAGGUAUGCUCCUCUUCGGACCUCCAGGGACGGGAAAGACGAUGCUUGCUCGGGCUGUUGCGACACAGGCAAAAUCAACGUUCUUCAGCAUAUCUGCCUCGUCACUUACUUCCAAGUACCUUGGAGAGUCCGAGAAGUUGGUUCGCGCAUUGUUUACUGUUGCUAAGGCCAUGUCGCCGAGCAUUAUCUUUGUGGAUGAGAUCGACUCGCUCAUGUCGGCUCGCAAAGGAGAAGGCGAGCACGAGUCUUCGCGCCGGUUGAAAACAGAGUUCCUGAUCCAGUGGUCGUCUUUGGCGAGUGCUGCGGCUGGAAAUGAGAACGAUGAAGAACAACCCAGGGUGCUCGUGCUGGCAGCUACAAAUUUGCCUUGGGAUAUUGACGAGGCUGCUCGAAGACGAUUCGUCAGGCGCCAGUAUAUUCCGCUGCCUGAGCCAGAGACACGAAUGGAGCAACUCAACCACCUGCUUCGCAGACAGAAGCACGGUUUGACACCAGAACAGAUCGCAGAGCUCGUGGAGUUAACUGAUGGUUACUCCGGAUCAGAUAUUACCGCAUUGGCGAAGGACGCUGCUAUGGGACCAUUACGAAGCCUCGGAGAAGAUCUGCUCAUCACACCUAGAGAUCAAAUUCGACCCAUGUCCUUUGACGACUUCAAGAUGAGUCUUAGUACCGUACGACCCAGUGUGAGUAAGGAGGGAUUGAAAGAGUUCGAGAAGUGGGAUAAGGAAUUCGGAAGCCGGUAGAACCAACAUUGGCGCAUAGGGAAAUGAGCGGAUAUCCCUCAU